AUUAUCGUUAAUUUUUAUCAAAAAAGAGAUUUUAGGUGCGUUAUGUAAAAUUCUUAUGAUAUAAACUAGAAAAAUGUUACUACUUAAUUGAAAGAUGCAAAUCAAAUAAAGGUACUAGGAUAAUCGAAUUAUUAAAUUUAAUAAUUAAAUAAACAACUCAUUAAAGAUAGUAACUUAGCACAAUAUGGUUCAAUUCAAUCCUAAAUUUAUAAUAAUCCUAUUAAUAACUAAAAUCAAAAAAUAAUAAUCUAAUAGUAAGUAUUACGCAAUACUAACAUUGUGCCUCAGUUUAUUUAAAAUACUCAAUAAUUUCAAAAUAUAAUGUAAAAGAAUAUAAAUAUGCUUAAGAAAUUUGAAAUGGAGACCUAGGUAUAGGAUCAAACUGAAACAAUUAAACAUAAAAAUGAUAAUAUAGUCUAGAUGAAUGAAAAUACAAUAAAAAAAGCAAAAUAAGGAAGUUUAUCAAGCGACUAUAGCUAUACGGAUAUUAAAAAAGAUGCAACAAAAAUAUUAGAAAAUAAGGCUUAUAGUUAAGGAAGUCCUUUAAAAGUGUAAAAUUUAAAUUAAUUAAGUGAAGAUAACAAAAAUGAAAUGAGCUAAAAUGACACAAAUAUAAAUCAAGCUUAGUCAGAUAAUGAUUAAAAGUAAAUAGAUAAUUAAAAGUUAUUUAAUGUCCUGGAAAUUGUUGAAAAAAAUAAAGAGAUAUUUGAGAAGGUAUAACUUCUUACCUAAGAAAUAGAGAGAUUGAAAAAUUUGAUCAUAGAAUACGAAGAAGACAAUAAACAGCUUCAAGAAAAGAAUGACUUGCUUUAAAAAAAUAAUAAAUAAUUGACUGAAAAUUAAUAAGCUAUUGAGUAAGAUAUUCAAAAGAAAUAACAAAGCUUAGAAUAAAGUGAAUAAAGGCGAAAAGAAUUGCAUAGCGCUUUAGAAAAUUUACAAUUACAAAUAAAAGAAUUAAAUAAAUAAAAAGAAAAUGCUGCAACUAUUAACUUAGAAAAUGAAAUAAAAAUCAAUUAAUUAUUAGAAGAAAACUAGAGAGUUUAAACAAUUAAUGAUAGUUUAUUUUAAGAAAAGCUUAAUUUUUAAGAGGAAAUAGCUAAAAAAACAUUAAGUUAAAAUUUAUAACUCUAACAGAUAGAAGAUUUGACAAAAGAAAUUCGCUAAAGAAAUGAAAUGAUUAAAUAACUUGAGAGUGAUAAAAUAUCUAUGAAUUAAUAAUCAAAAUAAUUAGAGAUAAUGCAUUUAUAAUCAACUAUUGAAACUGAGAAAUUAGGAAUAGAUCUGUUAGAAGGAAGAAACUAAAUAGAGUAGCUUUAAUAAACGAAUAGUGAAUUAUAACUUUCAAUAGAAUAAUUAAAUGACAAAAAUUUUGAUUUGCAAAAUUCAAAGGAAGUGAUUAUAAAUGAACUUAAUGUAACAAGAGAGACAUUUCUUCAGAUUAAAUCUGAUUUAACAAAUUAAAUAAGUCAACUUUAAGAAGAGAAUAGAAAUAAAAAUUUAACUAUUGACUCACUUAAAAUGGAAAAUUAAGCUUUUAAUAAACAAGUAAAAGAUUAAUAACUUCAAAUUUAGUAAAUGAAUAAAAAAAUAACUGAAUAGGAAGAGCUUUUAUAAAAAUACUAGCUUUAAAUAGCAACUCUAAAUGUUCAGGUUUAAAAAGAAAAAGACAAUUAUCAGUUAGAAAUGCAGAAAUAGUAGUUAUUCCAAAGCUAAGUGCAAGAACUUGCGGAGGUAAAUUAGUAAUUACAAGCCAAAGUAAAAGAUUUUCAAAGCAAGUACUAAGAAUAGAUACUAAAAAUUCAGCAAUUAGAAUUGGUAAUCUAAUAAAAAAACUCACAAAUUAGUAGCUAAUUAGAAUAAAUAAAGGAAAAUUAAGUUUUAUACAACAAUCUUCUAAAAAAUAAUUAAGAAAUAUUAAUGUUUAACGAAGAGCUUCAAAAAAAUGAUGCUUCAAAACAAACUAUUGAUGAAUUGAAUAAAGAAAAACUUGAAUUGAUAGGUAAAAUAAAUCUAAUUUUAUCUGAGAAUGAAAGGGUAGUAAAAGUAAAUGAAAAGUUAGAAAAACAAUUACAGUAUAAAACAGAAGAAAUAGACAUCAAAAAGAAAUUACUUCUAUAAUUUUAGAAAGAAAACGAGAGUUUCCGUUCUUAAAUUAACAGUCUUCCUUAGGCUGAUAGAGUAGAGACUCUAUUAGACACAUAAAAAUCAUAAAAUUAGAUUCUAAUGCAAAGACUUUCAGAAAAAGAAAAAGAAAUUCAAAUAAUAAAUAUGGAAUUUGAGUAAAUGAGAAUUAAAUUAUUACAAUAUUAAUAAAAAGAAUAAUUGUUAAACUCAGAGGAUGCUUCUCAAAUGCAACUAAACCACUUCAAAUAAAAAAUACAAGCUUUUUCUUCAAAUAAUGAUAAACUCUAAAAUGAAAACCAGUAAUUAUAUGAGUUGCUUAAAUUAAGAAAGUAAGAAAUAUAAAUUUUGAAUGAAAAGUUAGAUAAAAGAAAUAAAAAUACAAUAUAAGAAACAACAAAUACAUAACAAUCAAACGAAUCUAAAAUUUGA
Molecule: messenger RNA, 2553 nt
Organism: Tetrahymena thermophila SB210
Lineage: Eukaryota; Ciliophora; Oligohymenophorea; Hymenostomatida; Tetrahymenidae
Exons: 1
Source: RefSeq, a predicted model, not a curated record